GUGUAUAGUUGAAAAAACUUUCUUCGUCAGCACUGUCAGUAAAGGUGCCUGUAGUAGAAGCGUUGACAAGAAACUGUAGCCUCGUAGCGGAUGUUGCAUAAACUACUGAAACGCUACAGUUUAAAGCCCACUUGAUCUCCCUGCCAUACCUCUAUUUAAGCCAACAAACGAAUAGCAUAAGCGCUCAGUAUAUCAGUAAGAAUCGUUUGGAGUGCUAAAUACCCUUAUUCCGUGUAGUGUAUGUUUAUUAUCUUGAUCCAUACACGGUUAUUAAGUAUCUUUUUUCAUUUCCUAUCGAUUUGACAAUACGUCAUAAACAGCAGGUCGCCAUCGAAUUGGAGUGGCGUUCCGUAACGUAGAAUAUUGUAUAAAAUGGCAGACGUUGUGGAUUGUAAUUUUCCUGUUUGGGGACUUCUACCGAAAAAAGAAACCGGUGUCAAUCAAUUUCUCAUUAAAUAUCCCGAGUACGAUGGACGUGGCACGAUUAUCGCGAUCCUCGAUUCCGGCGUCGACCCUGGAGCACCUGGAUUACAGGUAACAUCUGAUGGUAAACCCAAAAUUAUUGGACGAUUUGAUUGUAGCGGAGCAGGAGAUGUUGAUACAAGCACUAUCGUGCAGGCUGAAGAAGGUUUUAUAACUGGCGUUACAGGCCGUAAACUCAAGAUUCCGUUUAAAUGGUCAAAUCCUUCGGGUGAUUACCAUGUGGGAGUUGUGUAUCCUUUUUCUAUUUAUCCAUCCAAAUUGUCUGAAAAAAUAACGGCCGAGAGAAAAAAACGGUGCUGGGACGAUGGCCAGAAAACAGCUCUUGCCGAAGCGACAAGGAAGUUACAGGAAUUUGAAGCAAGAACUUCACAAGCACCGAGUCCACAGGAAAAACUGGAAAAGGAAGAGCUCGAAGCUAGAAUCGAAGUUUUGAUGAACGCGGAGAAAAAGUACAACGAUUCGGGCCCGGCUUACGACUGUGUAGUUUUUCAUAAUGGGGUCGAAUGGAAAGCCUGUAUCGAUACGUCAGAAGAGGGAAAUUUGGAAGCUGGUGUUAGCCUUGGCGAAUAUUCGGUCAAUUACGAAUUUGCCCCGCUCACGCCGGAAGAUCAAUUGAACAUUUCCAUCAAUAUUCACAACGAGGGAAAUACCCUAGAAAUUGUCAGUCUCUGCUCUAGUCACGGGACACACGUAGCAUCUAUAGCGGCAGCAUAUUUUCCGGAGAGUAAGGAACUGAACGGUGUGGCGCCAGGUGCACAAAUAAUAUCUCUAACAAUCGGUGACGGUCGUAUAGAUCCGAUGGAGACGGGAACGGCACUAGUAAGAGCAAUUAUAUGGAUAAUGCAACAACGAAUAAAAGUUCACGUUAUAAAUAUGAGUUACGGGGAGCACGCUAAUUGGACCAAUACAAGUAGAAUAAUGGAACUGAUGAACGAGGUUAUUGACAAAUAUGGAGUUUCGUGGGUCGCAGCCGCGGGAAAUUUAGGCCCGGCAUUGUGUACAAUUUGUACACCACCAGAUAUCAAUUCGUCCAGUAUAGUGAGUGUUGGGGCGUACGUGUCCCCGGAUAUGAUGGUGGCUGAAUAUUCUUUGAGAGAAAAAUUGCCGGGAAUGCCGUACACUUGGUCCUCUCGUGGUCCAAUGGUUGAUGGUGGAGCCGGAAUCACGGUUUGCGCACCCGGAGGCGCAAUUACCAGCGUACCAAAUUUUACUCUUAGAAAAUGUCAACUUAUGAACGGUACAAGCAUGGCAAGUCCCCACGUUGCUGGUGCUGUUGCUGUGCUAAUAUCCGGCCUCGAAGCGAAAAACGUGCCGUAUUCACCAUACAGCAUCAAACGUGCCCUUGAAAAUAGUGCAAUGUACAUUGAACAUUUGGAUCCGUACGCUCAAGGUUGCGGACUUUUACAAGUUGAACGCGCUUUCGAGAACCUCGUCGAGUACAGCGAUGCUAUCGAACGAGACGUUCGAUUCGCGAUCAGCUGUGGUGUCAACGCUUCUAAGGGAAUACAUCUUAGAUCGGGAGUUAUUGAUCGACCGAAAGACUGUACGAUUACGAUCGAACCCGUUUUCCUCGAUACCGAAAAAACUGACCCACAAAAAAAAAUAGAUUUCAGUCUCCGUCUGUCGUUAAUAUGCGAGGCCUCUUGGGUACACUUUCCCUCGCAUUUUGAGCUGAUGAAUAUGUCACGCGCAUUUGCGGUACGAAUCGAUGCUGCCAAAUUGUCAGAGGGUGUACACUCCGCAUCUAUAAAAGCUUACGACGUCAAAAACGUUGAGAAAGGUCCCGUGUUCCGUAUUCCAGUAACCGUCGUUCAACCAAUGACACUUCCAAAAACUAUUAAUUUACCAGAUUUUCAUUACAACAACAUACUGUUCAAACCGAACACUAUUAAUCGACAUUUCAUUCUCGUUCCGGACGAUGCAACGUGGGCAGUUUUGAGGCUGAAAGGUACGGAGAAGGAAAAAACUGGAAGAUUCGUGAUUCACACGGUACAGCUGAAACCUCGACUAGUCUGCAAAACUCUUGAGCUUAAUAAAAUGAUUAACGUUACGUCACAAUCUGAAACCGUUCAGGGCUUCGCAGUCCAGGGAGGACUCAUAUUGGAGGUGGCUGUGGCUAAAUAUUGGGCUAAUUUAGGAGAAAUAUUGGUUGAUUAUUCUAUAGAAUUUCACGGUAUUCACGUAAUUGAUGGAAAUAUGACAAUGCAAUCGGGUGAUGGUAUUCAUCGUCUCGAAUUGCGGAGCUCGCUACGACACGAAGAAGUCGUGCCAAGUAUAACGUUGAAAACGGCCGUACAGGUACUACGACCGAACGAAAUGAAGAUUUCGCCAUUGGGAGAACGCGACGUUAUUCCACCAGCAAGACAAAUUUACGAGCUACAACUUACGUACACAUUCCACGUUGCAAAGACGACCGAGGUCACACCAAACGCCGCUUUGCUCAGUGAUUUACUGUACGAGAGUGAAUACGAGUCACAAAUGUGGAUGAUUUAUGAUUCUAAUAAGCAACUCAUUUUCUGUGGCGACGCCUAUCCUUCGAAGUAUACGGUUCACAAAAUGGAAAAAGGUGAUUACAAUCUAAAAAUGCACGUCAGGCACGAGAAGAAAGAUUUACUUGACCGUCUGACAGAAAUGCCAAUUUUGCUGAGUCAAAAACUUGCCUCGCCGAUUAAUCUUGACGUUUACGCUAACCAGUGUCAAGCAAUUAUUGGUGGAAAAAAAAUGGUCACGGCAUCGGUUCCACCAGGACACGUUAUUCCUGUUUAUAUUGCACCCAUAUCCAACGAGAACAAAAUAUCGAAAGGCGCCACCCUGGGAACGUAUCUCCAAGGUACCGCAACCUUCUGUAAGGACGAGAUUGGUAAAAAAGUCGAUUGUCACACCUUCAAAUAUGUACUUUGUGAACCUGGGAAAAAGAACAAUUCGAAUGCGAAAAACGAAAAAGAGAAAGUUAGUAAGUGGGACGAGUACAAGGAAACAUUGAGAGACGUCAAGUGUACCUGGCUAGCUAAACUCGCACCAUCGAUAAGGGCCUCACUUGCACGGCGAGAACCGUUGAUAGAAGCCCCUGAAGCCAUACAACGACCCAACACGCAUCGCAGAGAGUUAUUCUUUUGUCCCUGGAUUUGUCAAGAUGGAGUCCGAAGCACUCGGGAUCACAGUUGAAACAUUUUUUUAUUGGUGUUCUGGGCUGGGAUUCGCACCUAGGGUCCGCAAUAUGCAAGCCCGAGUUCCAAUCCAGACACCAACCGCUCUCCUUGCUUGAUGGAAUGAUAUUUUCUUUUUUUUUUUUAUGGAUGCUGAACGAGAUGCAAGAGCGAUGUAGAAAAUAUGACAAAAUAACUUUUAUCGGUAUUGAAUCGUUCUUCUCUUAUAAUGAACUCUAUUUCCUCAAAUAAAUGUUCGAUGCAGUGGAUUUCUCUUUCUUUAUAUUGUCUCUAUUUAUAUCUCUCUUUAGCGUCCAGCAAAAAUCAGUCACCACGUUGACGUUCCAUUUUUCUUUAAACCCUCUCUACAUUUCACUAAAUAGAGAGUCGGUAUCUUGAUAAAAUCGUUCUCCUUUUUCUUCACUAUAAUCUCCGAGGUUUUGAAGAAAGUAGUCGAAAAGAGAGUGUAAGAAGUGCAAUUUAAGAUUCAUCAAGCAACCCAAAUUUUUAUAAUUCUCUAACGACUCGUCUACCAAUUUCUGGUAAUUCUCACUUUUCGUAUUUCCUAAGAAGGCCUGAGAUAUAUUUUUUUAAUUUAGCCAAGCAGUUUUUUCAAUAUCACUCAUUUUAUCAAGAAAAUUUUCCUCUGAAAAUAAAUUCCGCAUUGGAGGUCCAUCGAAAAUCCCCUGUUUUUAUUUAGCUUUACUUAUCGCCGGAAAUUUUUCUUUCAAAUACUGGAAACAGCUGCCAUCUUUAUUCAGAGCAUUAACAUACUGCUUCAUAAGACCGAGCUUAAUAUGUAAUGGUGGAAGACGAUAUUUUGACGGGUCAAUUUAUGGUACUCUUAUAAUGUUUUUACUGCUGGGAUCGAAGUUCGUUCUUGUUAGCCACUCUUUCUAAAUGUAGUGUUGUUUCUUGUCCCUACUAUGCCAUAAACUCAAAAAGCAGGGAUUUUAUGUGAAACCCGAUUGUUAUCCUAAAAGUAUUGUUGCAAUUUUCAAAUCCGCACAAAUUGGCCGGAGAUGAUCCGAAUACUUUAUUUUUUCCAAUACAAUCUGUAAAUUUUGAUAAGUCUCUUCCAGUUUGAUCAAGUAUACUAUUAGAAUGGAUGCGUAUGUAUUUCUGUUAUGGAGUAAAACAGCUUUGAGACUUCUUUUUAACGAAUCAAUAAAAAGUCUUCACUCAUCAUCUUUGUACGAAUUAGGUUUCUGUGCAUCUACCAAGUCUUUUACAUCCUAAUAAUACAAUGAGGAAUUCUCUUCAUUGUUCACAAAAAAUUGCCGAAACUUUUUCUCCCUAUAACGAUAGAAAUAAGCUGAAGUUCCUUUUGUGAACAGAUUUUUUUUUCUCAAAUGCUGCUGCGAGAUAUUCAGCUCCGUCUUUAGGUAAUUCUCAAUCUCGUACGAGUUUAUUCAAUUCUUCGUGGUUGAAGGUUUGCGGAAAAUGUCUGCCAUCAUUUGGCAAAAAUUCAUCGUCAGCUGAACUUUUUCCUUCAAAAAUCUCGUCGACUUCCAUGACUUUCUCUUCAUCGGUAAGCUCUAAAUUCAUCGAUUCAGGAGUUACAAUUUCUUUCACGGCCUCUUUUUUUUGUUUUCAGAACUGAUGGAACGUUGGCGUAUACAACUUUACCUUCAGUAUUUUUAGUAAAACCUGUGAUAUUAGUCAUAAAAAAAACAAUUCUCUUGAGAUGGUGCAGAAUAUAUCAUAAGUAUUAUAAAUUGCUAGUUUAAAAAUUUUUUUUUGGAUCUGGCUGCGUUUGAGCGUGCUCACAUUGCCACCAGGGGAAAUUUCCCUUCACCCAAUAGAGUAAAAUUAAUUUCAAUACACGUAUAACAUACCUAAAACAGGUCAAAAAAUUUUUUAAAAAUACUCAUAACUACGAUUUUUUUACAAUUUUUAAAGGUUUUUUCGCUAUUUACUCAACGGUUUGAUGAUCCAAAGCUAAAUCAACCCGGACUGGCGCUCUGGUCUAGUGGUUAGCGUGCUUGCUUCUAAACUAGAGCGCCGGGAAGGUCCUGGGUUCGAUUCCCGGUCUCGUAGCCUUUUCGCGGAAAUUGAAAUAUGAGCGUGACGUAGCUCCAGGCGUAUGUAUGGGUCACACUCAGGUACUUGUACCUGUGCGACACAUGCAUAUGACUGUAGUUCAUGUUUACAUUCCCGUGAAAAGGCGCGACGUAGCUCCGAUACCGUGAGGCGAGCUCAGGGCCGGGCUGUAGUGGCACAGGUUUUCCGCAAUUUCCCUGUGCCCAUGGAAUCGAGUGCCAUGGCAAAUGCGCUACAGAGGGGGAAGUCGGGUGCGGCCGCAUGGGGGACUGGUUACUGAUCCGGACCAGACCCCCAGGGGGGAC
Molecule: messenger RNA, 5977 nt
Organism: Venturia canescens
Lineage: Eukaryota; Metazoa; Arthropoda; Insecta; Hymenoptera; Ichneumonidae
Gene: TppII
Product: Tripeptidyl-peptidase II
Exons: 13
Coding region: 373-3648 (1091 amino acids)
Biological process (GO): proteolysis
Cellular component (GO): cytosol
Molecular function (GO): serine-type endopeptidase activity; tripeptidyl-peptidase activity
Source: RefSeq, a predicted model, not a curated record